Messenger RNA from Suillus subalutaceus, 811 nucleotides. RefSeq lists its product as uncharacterized. The transcript has 3 exons. The record is from RefSeq and is a predicted model, not a curated record. The coding region runs from base 86 to 661 and encodes 191 amino acids. Gene Ontology annotation, biological process: positive regulation of DNA-templated transcription. NCBI's taxonomy places the organism in Eukaryota, Fungi, Basidiomycota, Agaricomycetes, Boletales, Suillaceae. Gene Ontology annotation, molecular function: chromatin DNA binding; transcription coactivator activity. Gene Ontology annotation, cellular component: nucleus.
CUCAACCAAUCUGUAUAGAAGGACAUAUCCAAAUUGGCUACUUACUGCUCAGGCGAACUCCAGCUGUGGCAACAACAUCUCUAUCAUGGCGCUCGAUUGGACGAUGCUGGAUGCGAGACACCAACCUAUACCCCUGGGUGAUGAGACCACCAUCAUGUCCAUAGAUCAUGAUUCUCAAGUGGAGUUCUCCUUGACCAUACCCGACGCGCCACCUUCGGGUGCUGCUGCCACCGGGGGCAAUGGUGGGGUGAAGAUGAUGAAGGAGAGAGGAAAACUCUGGCUGACGAACAAACGACUCAUCUUCACAGCACCCAAAGAGGGAAAGACCAAGCCGUCAUUCGAAUCGUUAUCGGUACCGCUGGACGCAAUCCUAUCUAGCAAAUUCGAACAACCCUACUUCGGCGCUAACUUCGUAGUGCUUGAUCUCAAGCCCUCGCCAGGUGGUGGGCUUACAGAUGGUACGAGCGUCGAGAUCCGAUUUUAUGACAGGGGGUUGUUUGAGUUCGUGAGCGUUUUGGAGAAGACGCGCGAAAGAGUCGUUUACAUGAAGAGACAGGCGGCCAUGGAGGACGACGAGAACUUGCCUGCGUAUACGUCAUCCGGCUCCGCACCCGGAGCUUCGAAUUCAUAUACGGAUACCCCGCCUGGAUAUGUUGCUUGAAAUCAUUUUAUUGACCCAGCAUUAUACUCUGUAUCAACGACAUCGGACUUUGCAAGGAAUGUAAUAUGUGUACAUUUUUCUACCGAACUUUCAGCCUUAUCGUCCGUGCAUGCUAGGUGUUAUAAUAUUAAUGUGUUGUUUGCAAUAUUU